Messenger RNA from Mollisia scopiformis, 709 nucleotides. RefSeq names its product density-regulated protein DRP1. Gene Ontology annotation, biological process: translation reinitiation; formation of translation preinitiation complex. Gene Ontology annotation, molecular function: translation initiation factor activity; mRNA binding. The transcript is spliced from 5 exons. The coding region runs from base 71 to 664 and encodes 197 amino acids. The record is from RefSeq and is a predicted model, not a curated record. Lineage: Eukaryota; Fungi; Ascomycota; Leotiomycetes; Helotiales; Mollisiaceae.
CAUCUGCCAAAUACAACCACGCUCAUCCCUCUACAAACAAUACACCCAACAUCCCAAAUUACUCCACAUCAUGGCAGACGUCGAAGCAGCCGAUGCGUCCCACGAACCACAAUCCAGACAUGUAGUCUAUUGCGGAGUCUGCACACUACCACCAGAGUACUGCGAAUUCGGCGGCACAGUAAAGAAAUGCCAAGAAUGGCUCAAGAAGAACAACUCCACCAUGUACGAGCGCUUAUGGUCCGAAGACGCCCUCGCAGCAGCAACCAGUUCCCUAUCCCUCGACGCCCAGAAACGAGCUGAGAAAGACGCCCAUAAGAAAGCGCUGAAAGCAGAAGCGGCGGAGGCUAAACAGGCUGCUACGAUUGCUAGCAGUAAGGUUAUUAUUAAGAGGGUGGAGAGGAAUAAGAGAAAGUUCGUCACGACGGUAACAGGACUCGAGAAUUUCGGGCUGGAGAACAAGAAAGUGGCCAAGGAUCUGGGGAAGAAAUUUGCUACCGGGGCAUCGGUUACGAAAGUACCGAGUGGCGGGGAAGAGAUUGUGGUUCAGGGUGAUGUUAGUGAGGAGAUUGAGGAGUUCUUUUUGGAGAAAUUUCCUGUGAUUCCUGAGGAUAAUAUUGAGCUUGUGGAGGAUAAGAAGAAGAAAGGGAGUGGAGCUGGAGGCUAGACGGUUUAGGGUAUUAGUGUCAAUGGUCUGGAAAUGAAAUUUGAU